Messenger RNA from Guyanagaster necrorhizus, 1920 nucleotides. RefSeq lists its product as uncharacterized. Lineage: Eukaryota; Fungi; Basidiomycota; Agaricomycetes; Agaricales; Physalacriaceae. The transcript is spliced from 4 exons. The record is from RefSeq and is a predicted model, not a curated record. Bases 67 to 1566 code for a protein of 499 amino acids.
GACUCUUCGCUUUAUAUUUCUCUUCAUAAUAAUCUUUGCAAUGCGCCCUGCUCAACAUAAAUAUCCAUGUCGACCAAAAUUGAUCCCUCAAAUUCAAACAUGAUGCUCUCUCCCAAAAUUGCCAGUAUACCCGUCAAAGUGGACUACUCCUUGCUUGCCAUGGAUCUCUGUCAAGUGACUCGUCAUUUCGUACUCGUCGGCGUCGAGGACAAGACCGACCGUGACUUGCCGACAGUGGAAAAGCUUGACAGACCCAGGGCUUGCGACAUUCGGUUUGCGACACUGCCCAACUCUGGCCAGCAGAGACACGGAGGAUGGUCUUUUCUCGAGUUUCCUUUGGAGCCCCGUGAAAAAAUUCGGACGUUCAGAUUGGAUGAGACGAAUGGAUUGUUAGCUGUCAUUACUUGGUUCGACGAACCUGUGUCCAAGGAAGGGACCUUGCGAAUGCGUCUUAGAAUAGUGCGAUUUCCGAAGCUGGUACUCAUGCCGGGCGCUGCGACCCAAGAGUUUCCUUUCGAAAUAGCAGCCCGUAACGAUGAAGCUUCGCCUGUUGCCUGGAUUGAUAUCCAUAACAAUCUUAUUGGUAUUCGCGUUCACGAACUAGAGGAGUCGACCCUUCGCGUAUAUGAUUGGAAGACGGGCGUGUGCAGAUUGGAAGACCGGUGCCCCCGAGGCUCCCAAGGAACCACGUUCGUCUUUCUUCGGGAAGACACCAUUGCCGUUGCUUGUCGCAACAGCGCGGCGGUGAACAUUCUAACACUCCCGCCGAGUAGCUCCGCCACCACGACCCGGCCCUACCCAAAGCUUACUGCAGCCAUCCGGACACUUAAGAUAUCGACGGACCUCCUACCGCCUAUAAGUCAAAACAGCGUUUAUACCGCAUACCCUCAGCGCCUUCCUCCUCCUCCAGAAGGGGAGCCAGACAUCAUUUUCCCUUCCGUCAACUGUUUCUCUUCCAUCGACUCUAAUAUCGUUGUUGUCAGCGUUGUCGCGUUCGGACGGUCUACCGAUAUCGCCAUCCACCGCGAAACCUUGCGUUCCUUCUCUGCUUCCGCUCCGCCGAUGUUCCCGAACGUGUCUGUUGGGCAGUAUAUCGGAGACAUGGGCGGUGUGGGUCGCGUGAUUAUCCCAUGGGAGGAGUGGGGCGAGGGUAAGGUUGAGGUGUUUACUGGAUUCUCGGGCGAGUCGAUGGUGGAUGGAUCUUGGUAUGCCACACUGUCGAAAGACCGUCGCUUGAGGAUCCACGACUUUGGUAGCUGGUGGGGUGCGGGACCGCAGCCUACUGGUAGCGGAGGCAAGAUAAUCCUUGAUGGAUCUGUCGGUUAUAAUGAAGCUAUUGUACAAUUUAGGGAGAAUCGUGUGUUGGGUAUGGUGACAAAUAGCUAUGACGACGAUGACUGCUUCUCAUCGAUCGAUGUAUUCCAAGUGAGAGAUUUGAAAGAGAAAGAGAAUAGGUAUGGUAUCUCACAAACUUCCUACAGUUUAUUGAUGCUGCUGUCCAGAAGCAACCCUACUAAUCGCGAUAAUAUCACAUCAAGGGAAUCCAAGAUAGCAACUACAAGUUAGGAUACAUCAUAAUUCACAUUAUUUGACUUCUUUUCCGUCACCGCUAUCCUAUUAGAUUCCAAGGUUCGGCUUGUACUUGGCCGACUGCUCCUCAGGCUCGUUGAAGACAUUGACGUUCCAGUUGGGUUUAGAAUAGGCGUAGGGAAUGUUGAACCUAUGCGUCAGGUCAAGAGCGUGUUAACGUGGUCAGAGCGAAAAGCAAACCUUGUGUACUCCUUCGCACCAAGACUCGAAAUCUUUUCGUAGUCCUCCUUACUGAGUUCCACCUGCUUGAAGUUGGAGACCAACCGUUCCUGUUGUACACUCUUGGGAAUGACCGAGUAUCCUCGGUACGCGCCCCACGCGAUCAAAACU